AUGGUUCGUCGACAACUAGUACCCGACCUGAAUAGGAUCAACAUUUUGAAGUUUCCAUCGCUGGUUACCGAAAUGAUCAUCAACGAGAUGGGUUUUGUCGAUGCACUACAAUUGUCACUGUCCUCAGCAAGGUGCAAACGAACGACAAGCUCGGCUCGAAACAAGACUCCGAUGAAGAUGCAAAUUGCAAUCACGCCAUCUAGGUGUGUAUUUCUCAUUUUUGAAAAGAAUGAUACAUUGAAGAAUCUACGAUUUUUUUGGAAAUUUGGUACUCGUCCAGUUGGAAAAACUGAACAACUGAAAAUUGGAGGAAUGGAUAUGGAGAAUAGACGUGUUCGAUUCGAUGGAUGGCUACAAUAUAGAUCAUUCACUUCCAAAAAUUCCAUUGAUUUGGCUAUGAAUGUAGCCAUCACGCACUUGUUCUCUGUUUUUCGGUGCAUUGAGGUUACAGUAAUCGAUAUUAAUUUCGAAAUGCUAAAUGAUCGAUUUCGUGUGAGGAAAGCGCUGGAAUCAGUGAAAACCACUUCAAAAUUGUUUAUCCGUGGUCCCAAGUUUGAUUCAGAUGUGCGAUUCAUCCUUUCCAAUAUUGAAGUCACAAAACAUUUCUACCACUCCAGCACGUUUUCAAUGGGAACCACUAUUGAUGACAGGUUGAAUUGCUCUGAAGUCAUUGAGAUUGGGAAUAGUUCAUGGAUGAGUCCGGAAAGAUUAUGGACCAUGAAUUGUGAACGUAUUGAACUUCUCCGAUCCCGAUUCACUUCAGAUGACGUUAUGGAGUUUUUGAGAAGAUGGAUCGAUGGAAAUGGAAAGGACAAAAUAAGUUAUGUGAAUAUCGAGCAUCCCUUAGGUUUCGGAUCUUUGGAUUUUGAGGAAUUGAAUGCGACACCUUGGGAUCCAAUCAUAGAAGAAACUAUGGUGCGACCAGAAAACUCAUUGCAUUGGGGUUUGUCAAGAGCAAUGAAUAUCCAAUGUCUAGCUGAUGGUCGUGUGGGAACAAUUUCUCAAAACACUGAAAUCGAAUUUCAUUUUUUAGUAUGGCAAGAAAAACCUGUAGAAGUUGUUAAUAUUGAAGAAGAGAUUUGA
Caenorhabditis briggsae is the source of this 1083-nucleotide messenger RNA. The transcript has 4 exons. Gene Ontology annotation, biological process: embryo development. The record is from RefSeq and is a predicted model, not a curated record. Bases 1 to 1083 code for a protein of 360 amino acids. Lineage: Eukaryota; Metazoa; Nematoda; Chromadorea; Rhabditida; Rhabditidae.